AUGCUCAAGAAGCGACGAGCUGUUUUUGAUCUACCAAGAAUUAAUUUAAAAAGACAGAAAAUAUUACGCGAAAAUCAAUCAGAGGAAGUUAAAGCAGCUGUUCGAGAAGCGAACCAAAUUCAACAUGCUGCAAGACGGAGUAAAGCGACUGCUGAGGAAACGGAGGAACGUCGAAGAUCUGCACUUCUGCGAGCAGCAAACUCAAGAGAUAUAGAAACCGAUGAACAGCGAAUGCAGCGGAUAGAAAGCAAUUCAAUUGCCCAACAGAACAGACUUCCAACUGAAACAGUUCAAGCUCGCCAGGAUCGACUUCAGCAGCAGAGAGUGCGACAAGGUACGUUUCGAACAAGCAACUGGAUGUACAUGAAAGACGAAGCAUUUAAUUAUGACCCUGAUUUAAACUAUUCCAACUUCCCUC
Molecule: messenger RNA, 418 nt
Organism: Didymodactylos carnosus
Lineage: Eukaryota; Metazoa; Rotifera; Eurotatoria; Philodinida; Philodinidae
Source: the annotation of a GenBank genome assembly